Messenger RNA from Perca flavescens (yellow perch), 2672 nucleotides. Its product is annotated as kelch repeat and BTB domain-containing protein 12. Gene Ontology annotation, molecular function: protein binding. Bases 200 to 2038 code for a protein of 612 amino acids. The record is from RefSeq and is a predicted model, not a curated record. The transcript is spliced from 10 exons. NCBI's taxonomy places the organism in Eukaryota, Metazoa, Chordata, Actinopteri, Perciformes, Percidae.
UUACUCAAAGGCAGAAACUAGCACAGAACACAAGACCUGCCACCCAUAAAAUAUACAACAUUCUGUGUAGAGUACUUUAAGAAAUCAAAGCUGACAUUAUCUUAAUUCAGAAACGUCUGAAUUCUGGCUCUGGAUAGCCUCAGGACACCACUGGUCUGUAUGCUGACAAAAAUACUACAGACAUCCAGAAAAAGAGUCGAUGGAUGAUCCAGUGCUGGACUCAUCUGCUCAGGCAGAACAUGGCUUACUUCUGCUCAGGCAGCUAGAGAGGAUGAGGGCAGCUGAGGAGCUCACUGAUGUGGUGCUUCUGGCAGAGGGGAUCCCCUUUGCUUGCCACAAGGUGGUGCUGUCUGCUUUCAGCCCGUACUUCCAGGCCAUGUUUACAUGUGGGCUGAAGGAGACCCAGGGAGGAGAAGUACCUCUUAAGGACACACCUGCUGAGAGCCUGGAGCUGCUACUGAACUACAUGUACAGAGCUGAACUCCCCCUUUGCAACGACAACAUCCAGGGAGUGGCUGCUGCUGCCUUCCUGCUCCAUGUAGAUGGAGCCUUCAGUCACAUGGAGGCCUGUAUGGACCCUUCCAACUGUGUCGGUCUGUACCACUGGGCCAGAGACCUAGGGGCCGCAAGUCUGGCUGACUGUGCCUUGAGAUACCUCUGCCAACACUUUUCACAGGCUUGUGAGGAAGAAGAAGUGCUGGAGCUGGAUGCCCAAAGACUUGGGGAUCUGCUGGGUUCAGAUGACCUCAACAUAUCGCAGGAGGAGGUUGUGCUGGAGUUGGUGCUGCGUUGGGUGGAGAGGCGAAGGGGGGACUCCCAAAGCGAAGCCCAGGCUGUGGAGUUACUCAGGCGUGUCCGGCUGGAACUUGUGGACCCUGGAUUCCUCCGUAAAGCCAGGAGGAGAAACCCGGUGCUGCUAAGGGAUGCUGAGUGCUUUGGAAUGAUUGACGCUGCUCUCCAGACCUCAGGUCUCUGUGAGAUGUCAGCUCCACCUCGGCCGGCCCUUCGUUACGGCAUGGAGACCACCGACCUGCUGCUCUGCUUGGGUGGGGUGAAUAAGGAGGGGGUGCCUGCCCGCCGUGGAGGACUUGCUGACCUUAGUUUUUGCUUUGCCCCCCAUGGUAGAAGGACUUACUACAUCCCCUCUCCACUGAGGGGCUGUGGAGGUAUGGGGCAGAUCACAGCUGGGGUAGUGACACGAGACAACAACAUAGUGGUGGCCAUAGAGGCAGAAGACCAACACAGGAUGAAGAGGGUGGAUAUCUACAGGUACGAUAAUUCGGAAGAGAACAGCUGGUUGGAGCUGUGCUCCACAGUAUACAGGGACAUGUAUGCUUUAGGGCUGUUAGGUGAUGCCCUGUAUAUGAUAGGAGGUCAGAUGAAAUUGCGUAAUCACUACAUUAUCACAGACAGUGUGGAGAGAUGGUCGCUGAAGAGAGGAGGCAGCUGGCUCAGCUUUGCCCCUCUGCCUCUCCCCUUAGCCUGCCACUGCACCGUCAGCCUGAAGGAGCAUCUCUAUGUGCUGGGGGGCUGGACGCCACAGCACCAGCCAGAUGAUGAGCCUGACAAGCUGAGUAACCGUGUGUUUCAGUUUGACCCCGGCAAGGACAGGUGGACUGAGCGUGCCAGGAUGAAGUACUCCAGGUACCGCUGCGGCACAGCUGUCCUCAAUGGAGAAAUCUACAUACUAGGUGGUAUAGGUUGUGAUGGAGAGGAUCAUGGACAAUCACGUCGCUGUCUGAGCUCUGUGGAGAUCUAUAAUCCAGACACAGACACCUGGAGGGCGGGGCCGACCCUGCCCACUUCUUUACUCACGCUCCGAACCAACGCCUCCAACAUAGGAGCAGUGGAGGGCAAGCUCUACCUCUGUGGAUACUACAAGGGGGCCGGCCGUCAUGAGAUCAUCACCAAGGAGAUUUUGCAAAUGGACCCUGCAGACAAUGUGUGGACAGUGGUGGAAAGACGAGCAGCCGUGCACGACAGCUAUGACGUCUGUCUGGUGGCUAACCUCAAUCCUCGAGACCUCUUCACACCCUAAUUCAUCUCCUCCUGACUGGCAUGACUCCUGGACUUCACAUGUAUCAACAGCAAGGUCAAGAUACAUGUCAAAUCUGGAUAACUUCCCAAAAAAAGGCAAUAUUCUGUGUUCUUUUAAACUCUGCAAAUUUAAAAUAUCUGCAAAGCUUUUUACUUUUUAAAUGUAUAAUGUUUCUAAAGUGUAACCAUCAAAAGAGCCUCAUACCUAAACAUCAAAAUUGUGUUAGUUUCUUCGUGAAAGACCCAUGUGACCUUUACUAAACUAUUCAUAUGAACGUUUUCUAAUCUUCCACAGCUAUGGUUAAGGUUUGGUUUAGUUUAGGGAAUUUAAACUACUGGAAUAAGAGUAGAGAAAAAUUGUGGUCGGUGUUGUCUGUUGGUAGGAGACAGGAUGCAAACUGCAGCAUCUGGUGGCAUGCACUUCCUCCCCCCUGCUUCUAACAGAUAACAGUAAUGUAUCACAUUACCACAAGAGGUUGGUUGUCACAAAAAAUAUUUGGCGUUUUAAAGGUAUAGUUUUUCAUAUGGAGAAAAUUUGCUUAUUUGCAUUCUUAGAGAGUCAGAUGAGAAGAAUGUUAUCAAUCCCACGUGUAGAGAGUGGUGUUGAUCUUCUCAUCUAACCCUUAGUAAGAACA